This is a messenger RNA of Drosophila takahashii, 2212 nucleotides long. Its product is annotated as RNA-binding protein 45. The record is from RefSeq and is a predicted model, not a curated record. Gene Ontology annotation, molecular function: RNA binding. Lineage: Eukaryota; Metazoa; Arthropoda; Insecta; Diptera; Drosophilidae.
GUGUAUACGCCAUCAAGCGGCAAAAAGGGGAAAAAAGUGAAGUGCAAAAAGCCAGAGAAGCGGAAAGCAGAAAUCCGAAUUCACAAUUCAGUACAGAACCAUGUCGGACUACAGAUCCCAAUCUCGCAGCGGCGGAGGACGUGGCGGCGGCCAGGAGUACUCGAACGACGACGAUCCGCCGAUGUCGCGGCUGUUCAUCAUUUGCAACAAGGGGCACACCGAGGAUGAUUUCCGCGAGGCCUUCUCGCCGUACGGCGAAAUCGAGGACAUCUGGGUGGUGAAGGACAAGCACACGCAGGAGAACAAGGGCAUCGCCUAUGUGAAGUUCUCCAAGACAUCGGAUGCGGCCAAGGCGCAGGAGGAGAUGAACGGCAAGACCAUCGGCAAGAUGGAUCGCACCCUCAAAGUCCUGGUGGCAGCCAACCGCAAUCAGGGCUCGAAUAAGUCGGAAAACGAGCAGGAAAAGUAUGUCAGACUGUUCAUAGUCAUCCCCAAAACGGCCACCGAGGAGGACAUCCGCGAUGAGUUCGCCCAGUGGGGCGAGGUGGAAACGGUGACCAUUGUCAAGGAGAAAAACAACGGCAAUCCCAAGGGCUUCGGCUAUGUUCGCUUUACCAAGUUUUACUACGCAGCCGUGGCCUUUGAGAACUGCUCUGCGAAGUAUAAGGCAGUCUUUGCCGAGCCCAAGGGCUCCAGUCGCACACAGCGCGACCAGUACGGUCGUCCCUCCGAGGAUAAUCCCUUGUACAGCGGCUCGGGACGUGGCAACUCCAAUUUCAAUGGUGGUGGAAGCAGUGGAGGCGGUGGAAGCGGCAGCUACAACAACGAUUGGAAUGUUUCCCAGAACAACGAUAUGUCAGCCUUCCUACGCAUGCAGAAUGUCCCCGUGGCGCAGCCCUCUUGCCUGGAGGUCAACGUGAGCAACUGCGUCAACCAGGAUCAGCUGUGGCGACUCUUUGAUAUCAUUCCCGGCCUAGAUUACUGCCAAAUUAUGCGGGAACAUGGACCGCGCACCAAUGAGGCCUUGGUGGUGUACGACAACCCGGAAGCAGCUAUUUAUGCCAAGGACAAACUGCAUGGCCUGGAAUAUCCCAUGGGCGAACGCAUCAUUGUCAAAGUCAAUGGAAUGAGCUCGGCUCGCAUGGACACAUCCUUCAUAGACAAGCGCACCAAAAAGGAUGCCAUCUGCAAUGUGCCUUUGCCCCCAACACAGCCACUUGCCUCGCCCGACGCCCAGGUGGCCCAGCGUCUGUUUAUUGUGCUCUCAGCGAAUUUACCGCACUCGAUCUUGAAAAACAUAUUCUCCUGCUGGUCGGGACUGAUUGACGUCUAUCUGCUGCCCAACAAGAACUGCGGUUAUGUGAAAUAUGCGGAGACUGAGAGCGCCCAAAUGGCCAUUCACACCCUAAAUGGGGCUGAGAUAUGCGGUACUAAGAUUAAGGUCAUGGAGGCCGAGGAGCGCAGUGGAUCCGAUGGCGAUGAUGGAGGACGCAAACGUCUAAGGCGGAACUGAGUACCACCCACUGACAACCGCGAACUUACAGAGAACGCAAUGUACGAGUACGUAACUAACUUGAGAAUACAGUCCGAAUGAAAACAGUUGAACUGACAACAACCAAACACCAACGAUCACGCAACAACCAACCAACAACCAAUAAACAAUAAACAAACAACAACCAACACUCUCUUAACGGAAUGCCACAAGAACCACGAAGACUGGAGAACGCAGUACGCAGAACGCAGACCGGAAACGGAAACGGCGAACGGAGAACGGAGACGGGUGAACAAACAGCCAACGAAUUCACCACACCCGUUGACUACCAUUGACUAUAACUCAAGGGGCUCUCGUACAGAGCACUCGUAGAAAGACCCUAUACGACCUUUAAACGGAAUGCCAACGAAACCGCAAAGCUUGCUAAAAUAAUAUAUGUACUCAGAUACGUAUAAAACAUACCGCUUAGGGGACCUUUGAAUCUACCCGUGAUACAGAAACGAACUCUGUGUAACUUGAACUAUUACUAACGUAUUCCGACGAGAUCAUCCAGCAAAGCAAUGAAAUUUAAGCAAAAUGAAUUUCCCAAGAGUAUUGACUCUGUCUCGUAAGCUCACGAUUUAGCCGUGCGUGAAAGAUAUUCUUUUCAUAUAUACUAGAUUUAACCAAUAUUUUACUGUAUAAGCCAAUAAAUAAAUAAUAUUUAAUGGAAAACAAAAA